AUGACGUCUCCAUCAUCUUCAGUACCAUCGAUAACAACAACAGUGGUAUCAAUAGCGAAUAUCGAAACAAAUACCGAACAUAAGAACAAUAAUAAUAAACAAUAUUUAUGUUUAUUUCAUCUGAUUACUGCAGGAUUAUUAGAUGAUAAUAUAGGUUCUGAUGAACAGGAAAUUAUUGAAAUGAUUCAUCUUAUUAUUGAUGUCGAUGAGAAAAAGACUGUAGCAUUACAUCGUCAAUAUAUUCAUCCGUCAACUAUUGAUGUUCUAACUACUGAAUGUAAAGAAAUAAGUGGUAUUGAUGAAACACUUGUAUUUCCAUCUGAACUUGAUCUUGAUGGAGCAUUAAGAAAAUUUGAUGCAUUUUUACAUGAUCGUUGUUUACAUCCUGAUUCAGGAAUUAAUAUCACAUUUGUUUGUGUAAAUUGUCUUCAUCUACGUCAAUGUCUUCAUCCAGAAAGUGCGAAAAAAUCAAUAAUUUUACCUAAUUAUUACUGGAAAUAUUUUGAUUUAAGACUUGAAUUCGAAAAUAUGUAUAAAACUUCGGAAUGUAAUCAUAUAAAUACUAUGCUUGAAAAAUUAAAUAUAUGUCCUAUAGAUGAAACCGAUUAUUGUAUGCGAUAUAUUAAACAUAUGGAAUUAAUCGUUUAUCAAAUGUUAAAUGAUGGACAUCAUUUUGAAAAACCUGAAUAUAUUUCAGCUAAUUUACAACAAGGCAUAUGUUCAUUAGAAGAUAAUAUUGAAGAAAGUACAGUUGUUCGAGCUCGUGGAUUACCAUGGCAAUGUACUGAUCAAGAUGUUGCAAAAUUUUUCCGAGGUCUUGAUAUUGAAAAAGGUGGUGUUGCUUUAUGUCUUAGUACUCAAGGUCGACGUAAUGGUGAAGCAUUAGUUCGGUUUUCAAAAGUUGCACAUCGAGAAUUAGCUUUACGUCGACAUAAACAUCAUAUUGGCCAACGUUAUAUUGAAGUAUAUAAAGCAUCUGGACGUGAUUUUCUCAAUGUUGCUGGAGGAUCAAAUUCAGAAGCCCAAGCAUUUUUACAACGCGAUGGUCAAGUGAUUAUUCGUAUGCGUGGUUUACCAUUCGAUGCUACUGCUAAAGAUGUGGUUGAAUUCUUUACUCGUGGUGAUCUACCAACUGCUACAGUUGAUGGUGAAGAAGGUGUUCUAUUUGUUCAUUAUCCUGAUGGACGAAGUACUGGUGAUGCUUUUGUUAUGGUUAAAACAGAAAAUGAAGCAUCACAAGCUUUACUUAAACAUAAAGAAACGAUGGGUGCAAGAUAUAUCGAACUUUUUCGUAGUACAACAGCAGAAGUACAACAAGUAUUUCGACGAAGUCAAGAUCCGAAAAAUUUUCAAACAUCAUUAAAAGAUAUUCCAUUUGCACCAUUACCUAUUCUACCACCUGAAAUGUUAACAGGUGGAAAUAAAAAAGAUUGUAUCCGAGUUAGAAAUUUACCAAUUGAAUGUGGUAUUGAACAAAUUCUCGAAUUUCUUGGUAUUCAUUCUCAACAUAUUGUUGCACAAGGUGUUCAUAUGGUUUAUAAUGCACAUGGUCAACCAUCGGGUGAAGCAUUUAUUCAAAUGAAUUCUGAAGGUGCUUCAUUUAAUGCAGCAACACAUAAAAAUAAUAAAUAUAUGUUUUUUAAUGGUAAAAAACGAUAUAUUGAAGUAAUUCAAUGUUCAGGUGAAGAUAUGAAUCAUAUUUUACUUGGUCUUGUACCAUCGAAUUUAAUUCCAACUAAUAUUCAACGACAGACAAUGUAUUCUUCUCAUCGAGCUCCACCAGGUCUACCAAUGUCAACAUUACAACCACAAAUGCUUCCACCAUCAAUGCCUAUGUCCUUAGGUGCACCAUCUCAAUCAUCAACGAUAUCAAUUUCAUCAGGACAACCAACAUUAUCAUCGAAUGGAUAUCAUCCAAAUACAACUUAUUAUCCUAUGCAAGUUUUUUAUUAUCCAACACCACCCUUAACUUCAUCUGUUUAUUUGCAAACUGGACAAAUGCAUCCAGCACCGAUGACACUUGUUUUACGUGGAGAAACUGGUCAAUAUUAA
Molecule: messenger RNA, 2052 nt
Organism: Adineta steineri
Lineage: Eukaryota; Metazoa; Rotifera; Eurotatoria; Adinetida; Adinetidae
Source: the annotation of a GenBank genome assembly